CAAGGGCUUCCGAUCCAAACAUACGCUCGGCUGCUGAUCCUUCCUGAAGUUCAUGAGGAGUUGGCCGUCUCUAGUACGGCGCUGUUUCUCGACCUACAAACAUCAUGCACCGAGGCUCGAGCCCAAGAAGGGGGACCGUGUGGUCGUGGCGAUGUCGGGAGGUGUAGACUCUUCAGUCGUAGCCAAGCUUCUCAGCGAAAAGGACUACGCCUUAACCGCCGUCUUCAUGAGGAACUGGGAUACCCGGGACGAAUCGGGCACCGACCAUGGCUGCGAAUGGGAGAAAGACUGGGAGGAUGUGCAACUUGUCUGCCACAAGCUGGAUAUCCCAUGCAAGAUGGUAGACUUGUCUCGUCAAUACUGGACCCGAGUCUUUGAACCAUGUCUCGACAUGUGGCGAAAGGGUUACACCCCUAAUCCCGAUAUUUGGUGUAAUAAGGAAGUCAAGUUCGGCGGAUUGGUAGAUCAACUGGCGGACGGAGACUACUGGCUUGCUACAGGACAUUACGCUAACAAGGCGUGGGUUGCGCACCGUUCUCUAAUCUCCGAGUCCGCUGGAGGUACCCCGGUCCUGCGUCCGACGCUCAUUAGACCAAAGGACAGGACAAAAGACCAAACAUACUACCUCUCAGCCAUCUCCGAGCAGAGCCUUGCGCGUACUAUCUUCCCGCUCGCCCCUUUCAGCAAGCGUGAAGUGCGUGAACUGGCACGCAAGGCGGGCUUGCCGACAGCGGCGAGACAGGAAAGCAUGGGUAUAUGCUUUGUGGGCGAGAAAAGGAGAUUUAACGACUUCCUAGCACAGUACAUCACCCCUAAUCCUGGCUCGGUUGUGGACCUCGAGACCAACCGAACUGUUGGUCGUCAUCAGGGGUUAUGGCAGUACACAAUUGGUCAAAAUGCCCGGAUAUCGGGUCUGGAUCGCAAGGCGUACGUCGCAAGAAAAGAUUUGGAACAUAACAUUGUCUAUGUUGUGCCCGGAUCAGAUCACCCCGCCUUAUAUUUCAAAGGCUUGGUAGCAUCGGGAUUCCAAUGGAUCUGGCACGACUCUGUGCCAUCUGCUUUAAAUACAGACAAUGCUUUCCACUGUCGUGUGAAGUUUGGAUAUCGUACACCCGAUGUCGCGUGCACCGUACGGAGAGGCGCGGAAGAAGAUGCUCUGCGUUUGACUUUUGCAGAGCCACAAAAGCACGUCGCUCCGGGACAAGUUGCCGUUGUAUUGGAUGGAGAUCGUGUCUUGGGAUGUGGGACAAUCAUGGAACCACUCUGAUGUACGAUAUGCAUUCGCUGCACAUGCAGGCAUGCCCAUUGGCUAGUCUCCUCUGGGCAGGUUAAGAAGUCCUCUUUGACGGAGGGGAGGGCAGUCUUCUACCCAUUGACAUUUGUGCCCCGUGGACUACUGCGGUCCGGGUCUGUCCGCCCCGAGUAAGCCUUCCUAGGCUCUUAUUACGUGGAUUGCGCACUGGGGCUGCUGGUGUGACGAUACUUCUCUACUCUAUUAUGAUGAAAAAUGCGCAAGACGUGGCAAUCAUGAAAUAGAAGACGUAGAAAGC
This is a messenger RNA of Fomitopsis serialis, 1550 nucleotides long. RefSeq names its product tRNA-specific 2-thiouridylase. Lineage: Eukaryota; Fungi; Basidiomycota; Agaricomycetes; Polyporales; Fomitopsidaceae. The record is from RefSeq and is a predicted model, not a curated record. Bases 53 to 1267 code for a protein of 404 amino acids. The transcript is spliced from 9 exons. Gene Ontology annotation, molecular function: sulfurtransferase activity. Gene Ontology annotation, biological process: tRNA wobble position uridine thiolation. Gene Ontology annotation, cellular component: mitochondrion.